AUGGGCUCUUAUCUAAGCACUGCAGUCAGUAAGGCUCGAUCCAUGGAUUCAGACGAGGUACAUGGAUCAGUUUCAAACAAAAGGGCCAAGAUAACCCCAUAUGACUGUGGGUCAUAUUCGAGGAUAAUUCCGACUCUUCCUGAUGAGCUUUCAUUUCAAAUUCUAGCAAGGUUACCACGGAUUCAUUACCUAAAGAUGAAGUUGGUUAGCCAAACUUGGAAGGCGGCAAUCACCGGCGCUGAGCUUGCCCAGCUGAGAAAAGAGCUUGGGUUAACUGAAGAAUGGUUGUAUAUACUGACCAGAGUUGAGGCAAAUAAGCUUGAAUGCUAUGCACUCGAUCCAUUGUUCCAGAAAUGGCAAAGGCUGCCAUCCAUGCCUUCAUUCGCCAAUGAGGCGGACUCCACUGGGAGGACGCAGUAUUCUGUGUUUCGGAUGUGGAAUGUAGUGGGCUCAAGCAUCAGGAUUGCUGAUUUCUUUAGGGGAUGGUUUUGGCGCCGAUAUGGUUUGGAUCAAAUGCCUUUUUGUGGGUGCUCUGUCGGAGUUGCUGAUGGUUGCUUGUAUGUCUUAGGGGGUUUUUCCAAAGCUGUUGCCUUGAAUUGCGUGUGGAGGUAUGACCCUUGUGUCAAUUUGUGGCAGGAAGUUAACCCGAUGAUAUCUGGUAGGGCUUUCUCUAAGGCAUCAUUAUUGGAGAGUAAGUUGUAUGUGGUUGGUGGUGUUAGUAGGGGUCGGAACGGAUUGCUUCCUCUACGGUCGGGUGAAGUGUUUGAUCCGAAAACUGGUUUAUGGAGUGAGUUGCCGGAAAUGCCUUUCGUGAAAGCACAGGUACUACCGACAGCUUUCUUGGCCGAUGUGCUGAAGCCUAUCGCCACUGGGAUGGCAUCCUAUAACGGAAAGCUCUAUGUUCCUCAGAGCCUGUACUCAUGGCCAUUCUUUUUUGAUAUUGGAGGUGAAAUCUAUGACUCAGAAUUAAACUCUUGGUCAACUAUGCCAGACGGUCUUGGCGAUGGAUGGCCAGCAAGGCAAGCAGGCACAAAAUUAGGUGUUGUAGUCAAUGAUGAGCUUUAUACAUUGGAGCCUUCCAGCUCCUUGGACAGUGGACAGAUAAAAAGGUAUGAUGCUGAAGAAGAUGUCUGGAGAACUAUGGUACCACACGUUCCAGUUCAUGAUUUCACUGAUGCGGAGUCUCCUUAUUUACUCGCUGGCCUUCAUGGGAAGCUCCAUGUUAUUACAAAAGAGGCAAACAAUAAUCUUCAAGUUAUGCAAGCUGUAUUGGAGAAUAACACGGGAAACGAUGCACCUGAAGAAAACGUCUUAUGGAACAUAGUAGCCUCGAAGAACUUUGGGGCUGCUGAGCUUAUUAGCUGUCAGGUUCUCAAUGUUUAA
This is a messenger RNA of Triticum turgidum subsp. durum (durum wheat), 1383 nucleotides long. Lineage: Eukaryota; Viridiplantae; Streptophyta; Magnoliopsida; Poales; Poaceae. The record is from the annotation of a GenBank genome assembly.